Alternaria ventricosa is the source of this 2040-nucleotide messenger RNA. RefSeq lists its product as uncharacterized. The transcript has 2 exons. NCBI's taxonomy places the organism in Eukaryota, Fungi, Ascomycota, Dothideomycetes, Pleosporales, Pleosporaceae. The coding region runs from base 1 to 2040 and encodes 679 amino acids. The record is from RefSeq and is a predicted model, not a curated record. Gene Ontology annotation, cellular component: nuclear inner membrane. Gene Ontology annotation, molecular function: chromatin binding.
AUGGCUGACGCGCGCGGAGAGUACUGGUACUAUGAAGAUGGCGUCGACCCCAGCAAGAUAACGGUCCCGGAACUGAGGAGCAUCUUGCUGAGACAUGGCGUCACAUAUCCGUCCUCGGCAAAGAAGCCCGCUCUGGUUGGCAUGUUCGUCGACCUAGUCCUCCCUCAGAAGUCCAAAGUCCAGCGGAUGCAGGCACACACGAAGCGCUCGACGCGGGGCAUCGUAGACGUCCCCUCCAGUUCAGCCAGUACGGUCGAGACAGACGACGCCGAGGACGAAACCCUUAUUGCGCCUACGCCUGCGAAGACACGACGCACUACCCGACGAACCACCCGCGAGCCAACAGAGGAGGCAGAGGUGCCGGCACCACGCGCCAAGACACCCGCGCGCGCUGUCCCUGCCAAACACAGCAGAGCGCUUGAGCCCGAGGUGGACGAGCGGCCCGCGGCUAGACGCACACGCAAGAGCGUCACUCCUGCACCCAAAGAGCCCACGCCUGAGCCUGAAGCAUGGCAUCGCAACGACGCUGCCAGUCCCUUCACCCAGGAAAACCCGUUCCAAAGCGGAAGCUCUCCUGCAGUACCAGAUACCAUAUCGCGCGACCGGCGUAGGAGAACUACCGGAUUUGGUCAGCAAGAACGGCGCAAGAGCGAUGCGCACCGCCGGAGGACCGUCCAGCCCAAGGCUGAACAACUAGACGAGGGUAUCAUGGUACCUACACGUGGAACGUUUGAUGUGGCAGACCCGCGUACACAGCACCAGGAAGACGAUCUUGCAGAUGCUGGCGAGGAAUUCACUCCAGAAGAGCAACUUGAACUAGUGCGCGAGCGUGCUAAGGCUGGCGAGGUCGACAUUCUGCCUCCACGUAGACGGAGGCAAAAGGGCAAAGCCACUGGUACGAUCAAAGCAAUGGCCGGAACUCUACUCCUCACAGCAUCAGCCGCUUUCGCUGGCGUCUGGCGACAGGAAAAGAUCGAUGUUGGCUUUUGUGGCAUCGGACGAGAUGCUACUGGACUUGGUGGUAUGGAGCUACCGAGCUGGGCAGAUCAGCUCCUCCCGCAGUGUGAGCCCUGCCCACCACACGCGCAGUGUUUCCGCGGGUUGACUUUGAGGUGCGAUCCCGAUUUCAUCAUGAAGGACCAUCCGCUGUCCCUCGGCGGCCUGGUUCCUCUCCCACCGACAUGUGAGCCAGAUAGCGAGAAGACACGGAAGGUGAAUGGUAUCGCGAACAAGGCAGUGGAGAUUCUGCGACAACGCAAGGCCCAGUAUGAGUGUGGGGAACCAGAUGCGGCAGGAAAUCCAGUGGACAGCCCUGAAGUCAGCGAAGGAGAUCUGAAGCAGCAGAUGGCUUCUCAAAAGAGCAAGAGCUUGACAGACCAGGAGUUCAGUGAGCUGUUCGACAGAGCCUUUCCUGAACUGACUAUGCGAGAGGAGAUAGUCGAAAGCACCGAUGGAACAACAGGCGGACGACGUCUCGCAUCCACCUCCCUCGCCAAGCUCUCCCUCUCCUGCAGCGUCCGAAGAUCCCUCCGAGAAUCUUUUGAACGACAUCUUCUCCAAAUUGUAACGAUGCUCAUUCUGAUUGCCACUGGAUCGUACGGAAAGUACGCAUACACCAGUAACCGAGCAAUGGAAGUUCGCGCGAAGCAACUAGCAAGCGACGCAUACGAUAGACUCCAGGACCAAGCCGCGUUGAGCUACUAUGACCCUGGUGCGGAGAAGGGUAUCAGUAUGACACAACUGCGAGAUGACGUCUUGAGGACUGAGUUCAACGCAUCUCGCCGACAGAAGCUAUGGACAAGGGUGCAGGCGAAGGUCGAAAAGAACAGCAACAUCCGUGCAGGUGUCCGAGCCACAGCGAGCGGUGACGUUGCUCGCAUGUGGGAAUGGGUCGGCCCUGUGAAGCGCAUCGACGACGGACGGAGCCCUGAGAAGCGCGAGAGUGGCAGGUUCAGUCUCGGCAUGGGUAGCAGCCCACUGUCCGCAUCCAAGGAUACGAAGGAGGUCCAGAAGUGGGAGGAGGGACAUCCGAUUUACUAG